AUGUGCCGGAUUCUCUCUUCUCCGCAGAGCCGAAUGUCGCAUAGUAGCCACCAGCCCGAUGCAGGACCGGAUCACGAGAGUCUUCCACGGACCAUCUCGCCCAGGGUCUACCAGCGCAUCCGUGGUGUUGACCUGGCUCCCGGAAUCGUCCCAACGGCUAACCUGCAUUUUGACACCUCUCAAGAUGCACCUCUAAGCUGCAUCGCCCUAGUGUCGCCCUAUCCCAUCUUUGGAUUCUUCGGCCUAUGUCAGCUAAGACAUGUCGCCCGCUGGAAGCAGUCGAAUCCCCCUCCCUCAGGGUGCCUGAGUACCUAG
Messenger RNA from Colletotrichum paranaense, 315 nucleotides. RefSeq lists its product as uncharacterized. The transcript has 2 exons. The record is from RefSeq and is a predicted model, not a curated record. Bases 1 to 315 code for a protein of 104 amino acids. NCBI's taxonomy places the organism in Eukaryota, Fungi, Ascomycota, Sordariomycetes, Glomerellales, Glomerellaceae.